UCAAUCCUCUAUGGAUCCACAGUCCUUAGAGAGGAGGUUCAAUCGAUUUGAGAGCAACAUUCAGAAUAUAGAGAGCAGAUUCUCGAGGAUCGAGGACAUACUGCUCUCUCUCACAGGCAGGCAACAGCCUGGCGACGAUAAUACUGCCACCAUUCGAGCUGCAGUUGCCCCAGAUGCCCCUGCAAACGACGCCUCGCUCUCGACUCGCGUCAAUCCUGCCCUACCAACCCCGAGUAAUAGCGAUGACCGCUCUAAUCAGUCAAGGACGAAUACUCACGAACCCAUGUCGAGACUCUGGCCUGUGAUCAUCCAAGAAGAUACCGUGGACGGAAUGGGCAGCAUCAUCUUUGCGGAUGAGGCAAAGUCUGGCUUUUUCGGCCCUUCUUCAAAUUCCUCAUUUGUCAGCAAGGUCGCCAAAGCUCUCGCUUCAGGGUCAGGCCCAGUUCGAGGAGGUCGAGACUUCUCUCGAGAUCUUGAAGGUAAACUGUCACGGCCUUCAUCCCCACCAUCUCUGACCAGGGGCACUGCUGCUGGCGUGGAUCCUUACGUCUUGCCUCCACGUGGAGAGAGCUCUAGACUCGUCGAAAUCUUCUUCUCCUUCACCGGCCGGUUCUUUCCAUACAUUUCUCGAAGCAUGCUUACUCAAGUUCUCAGCGAGCUUGAUCCAAAUCGACUAAGUGGUGUACGGAAGUCUACCUUAUGUCUUCUCAAUGCCGUUUUCGCCAUGGCAACUAGUCUUGAUCGCCUAUCAGGGCGCCCCGCGAAGCAACGAGAUACAGAAUCCGAUAUCUUCUUCCAACGAGCCUUGGUGUUGUCGCCGUGGACGAUCUCGAACACUGCCAACUUGGAGACUUUACAAGCAUUAACCGUAAUGACGCAAUAUCUCCAAGGCUCAUCAAGAUCAGCACAGACAUGGAAGUUGCAUGGCCUCCUUGUCCAGGCUGCAUUUCAGCUAGGGGUCUACACGAAAGACUCCAAUUGUAAAUUGUCUGCCUUUGAACAGGAAAUUCGGACGAGGAUCUGGUUUACCUGUGUGAUACUUGACAGGAUUUUCGCCACUACAUUCGGCCGACCUCCAUUGAUCCACGAUGAACUUACACACAUGGACAUGCCACUUGAUGUGGACCUUGACGACCUCCCUAAGGAUCGUUCACCAUAUCAACCGCUCACCGAUCCUAACAGAGAACCUUCUUCGUGUAUUAUCUUUAAUCCCAGCAUACGUCUUUAUUGCCUGCAGGGCGAAAUUCUCAGCAAAGUUUACAACGGAAACAAGACCGAUUCUCCUGGUCUGCCGCAAGGGGAGCUGUUCAGCAGGAUCAUCGAGAUCGAUUAUGAACUAGAACGUUGGAAGUCCGCGUUACAUCUUUCAACAAGUCUGAUUCCGCUCGAAUUUCUGGAAGGAAUGGACCCUGAUAAUUGGGUCUAUUCGAAAGUUCAAACAGUCCUCACCCUCCGAUUUCUGAGUGUUCGCAUCUUGCUCUUUCGAAAAGCCGUAGAGAACACACUUGACUCAAUCACAAGUGUCGGGGGUGUUCUCAAGCCGAUUGACUGUUCGAUGCCUGUGAGCAAGAUGAUAAUCCAGGGUUGCACUGAGGCAUGUAUGCAGACAAUAACCAUCAUCUGCAAACUUGGCCCCAAAGCGCAUCUCCUUCCUGCUUGGUGGUAUUCAGCAUAUUAUGUCUUCAGUUCAGCAUUAAUCAUUUUCGGCAUCAUCUGUUUGCAAACGUCUGGAGAUACAGAUGUGGGGACUAAACCUGCAGCAGAGUUGCUAGUAUGUCUCCAAACAAGCCUAGGUGCGCUUGACGUGAUUGGAAAGGAGACCCGGAUUGUCCGAAGAUGCUCCAAGUAUCUACGAAAAAUGGUUCAAGUUUCUACACUUCUCGUGCGAAAUCAUGUCCCUCCUCAGCAGCUCGGCACAGACGUGUCUGCACUCAUCAAUUCUUUGCCCGUCGGCCACCCACCUUCAACGAUCGAUGGAAGUGAUCAAUCGCCGUUUCAAACAGAAUUUGGUCCGUUCUUAGUGGACGAGGACUAUGCCUUUCUGGAUGCCUGGUCAGACCUCAAUUUCUAG
Molecule: messenger RNA, 2071 nt
Organism: Exophiala mesophila
Lineage: Eukaryota; Fungi; Ascomycota; Eurotiomycetes; Chaetothyriales; Herpotrichiellaceae
Exons: 6
Coding region: 11-2071 (686 amino acids)
Biological process (GO): positive regulation of transcription from RNA polymerase II promoter by galactose; DNA-templated transcription
Cellular component (GO): nucleus
Molecular function (GO): RNA polymerase II cis-regulatory region sequence-specific DNA binding; DNA-binding transcription factor activity, RNA polymerase II-specific; zinc ion binding
Source: RefSeq, a predicted model, not a curated record